GUUUAAUAUUUAUAGGCUUCUUGUCUCCGAUAAACCAGAUUAUUUUUUAGCAUAAAAAAAUAGAAUAGUUAGGCAUGGAAAGUAAUGAUAAAGAAUGUUGUGGCGGACACGGAGUCUGGCCGCCUGUGCACAGUCGUCAACACUCCUACAGCUGAUUUCCUCAGCUGGGUACGCCUCAAUUUAGUGGCUGCUUCAAUAUCUACCUCAAAACACAACUAACACUUUUGAAACCUUGUCAUUCUCAACAUUAACGCGUCUCCCGACCUCUGUACUCGUGUGGUCAUCGUGAGGAUAAACCCUUCAUGCAAACCACUUACCAUCGAAAAGAAUAGGGUACAAGGAAACGACUUAACCAGUUUCAGUUGGCAUCAGUGAAAGAGUUACAACACUCUUACCCUUUCAUUAGAUGGUGGUUAAUACAGUACUACUAACAACCACCAUAUCCUAGGUAAAGGUAGUUACCAUGUGGGGAGAAUACGAGAGCAGUAAGAACUCAGGAGAGCCUCAUGAGCCAGGUUUUAAGCAACAGAGAAAUUUGGACAAAGCAAGUGAGAAUGUGGAGAGUGCUACACCAGUGGUAUCAUUAAGAGAUCGCAUCAUCCAAUACAUGGCUGCCAGUACUAUUAUUUUGAAGAGCCAGCAGAGGUAUGAACCAGACCUAACAUAUCAAGAAAGAAAGGAUAUAGUUGAAAAACUUCUUGAUGAGAAGCCAGGGCAGUUUUUAUACAGGUUUGGAAAGCAACUAGAGAGAGAGCAUCUUCAGUAUUUCUUGACAUAUGAAGGUGAUCCUGAAGUAGACUAUUAUCUUAGUGAAGCACUGAAGCAUAAGAAUGAACACACAAGCAAAAUCAUAAUUCGAAACAGGAGAUUUGCUGCUUUACAAAAACUUCGAAGGACUGGCGAUUAUUUCAGUGAAAAAGAGAUGGAACGCAGAAAUCCACUGCUAUAUGAUCACCUUAUUGGGAAGCACCAAACCCAAGAAGAAAGAGAAGAUAGAUAUAAAAUGGAUAGCAAUGACAUCAGAUUUUCAAGCAUCCUUUUAGCUCACAUUGAUAACUGUACUGACAAAAGCAUAAAAUUGCAACAAGAAGACCAAGAGGAUGAAAUGUUUGAAGAAGAUGACUCGGAUGAUGAUGAUAAUGUUGGGGAAGUGGAUAGCGAAGAUGACUCGGGGAAAAAACGAUUAUUUAAGGAAGAGUUCUACUCUGCUGGAUAUAUAAGCUUCUUGAAAGGGAAUGAUGAAUUUGAUUAUGGUCAAAUAGAUACCAGUGAUGAUUAUGAUCCCCUUGAUAUUCGUGAAAGAGAUGAGGAAGAGAGGUAUUUUGAUGAAGAUGAGGAGGAGGACACACUCAGCGACAGAGGAAUGCAUUGUAAUGGUAGCAGUGGUACAAAUGAUGAUAUGCAGGAUCCUGAAGAAACAUGUAUAAUUCAACAUAAAACUUCCAAUAAACUUAAUACUUGCGUUGAAGUUCCAGCAAAAAGUGAAGAAAAUAUUACAUCUGAAGUUGAUAGCGAGACUAUGGAAGAUAACACUGACCAGUGUUUGAUGGACACCAGUGAUGGCAAUUCUUGUUCUAAAACCUAAUAUAAUUAACAUUAAAGUUUCAUAAGCUUUAUGACAGUAAUAUAUUGUUUCCCUUAUAGUUGAUUAGGAACAGGAGAAUUGUUAAGCAGGAUUAUAAGACACUGAGGAAUUGCUAAACUAAUGCGCCAAGUUUUUUUUAACAUGUUAGCAUUCCAGAAACAGUAGCAGCCUUUGUAAGUUUCACAAAAUUGGUUUUAUUUAUAAUGCAUAUCCAGAUAUUGCAACAAUGCUGAAUUUUCAAAGUGAAGUACUGUACUGUACAAUGUUGAGUAAGUGUGGAUAGUAUUAUUCUAAGUUGUUCAUGUUUGUUGAAUGAGAAUUGGUGAAAUGCCAUUAGUGUAUAUAUAGUUUUUAGCAUUUUGAAACUAAUAUUCCAUAAUUUUAAGCUGUAUUUUUGUGGAAAUAAGAGUGAAUGUUACUGGGAGAGCGCUGAUACAGGGAAAAGUAAAGUAUCCACGAAGAGAUUUCUUGUGUUAUUUUCAUGUACAUAUGGAAUGUGAUUGGGCUAUAGGUACCACAGAAUAAAAAAAAAAAAAAAAAAAAAAAAAAAAAAUAGUAGUAGCCCCUGACUUUUCAUGAUAUACUUUCAAACCUCAAUAGUAUUACAUUUCAAAUAAGCACAAACUUAAAAAAAAUUUGAUUCUGUUCAUGCUGUUUUUUUGGAUUUAGGUCUAAGUACUGGUUAGGUUAUUAAACACCAUGAUACACAAUUAGUAUAUAAUUAUGGAAUAACUAUUUGGGUAAUUACAAAGAUGCGUGUACUGUACCUCCAUCCUUAGUACUGGGAGCACAGCACACAUGGCUAACUAUAGGACCUGCUCUCCACACUUUGUUCAUUGACACUUGUCCCAAAUAAGGUUUACAGCACUUGUAAAAUACAGAUAAAUAUUUAUUUUGAAAAAUUAAAUGUAGCUCUAAGAAAAGCACAAGUUAAAUGAUAAGUUUAAAACAGCAGGUUCAAUAUAUAAACAACCUAGGUCAAUGUUACUAGUCACUGCUCAAGUGAAAUAUUGCUGCUAAAUCUUGACUAAACUUUAACAAAAAAAAACAUCUUUUUAUAUGUAGUGUAAAUUUAUUCAUACAACAGACACUGAUGUUUGUAUAUGUGGAUUUGUUUUAAUAGUAAAUUUAUAUUUGGAAGAAUUUUGACAUUCAAUAAACUUUCAAAUGCA
Messenger RNA from Procambarus clarkii (red swamp crayfish), 2757 nucleotides. RefSeq names its product coiled-coil domain-containing protein 97. NCBI's taxonomy places the organism in Eukaryota, Metazoa, Arthropoda, Malacostraca, Decapoda, Cambaridae. The record is from RefSeq and is a predicted model, not a curated record.